AUGCCCUCACCGAAUCUCCGAUGGCUAACCGGCGAUAACCCGGACGCUCUAGCCACGGGACUCUCGUUCACCAUGCCAUGGCCUAAGGGCCGAUACCAGCCAAGCCAGACCUUCUCGAUUGAGACGGACGUCAAAAGCUAUCCCCUCGAUAGUCGCGAGCUGGCAUACUGGACGGACGGGUCUCUGAAAUGGACGGCGCAUUCCAUCAGUGGCCAUGCCGGGUAUAGCAGCGGGUAUACCGUGAAGGCUGCGACCGAGCAGGAGAUCGAGUCCCGAAUAUGGGCUGAGACGACCCCGGAACAUAUCAUUGUCUCCACGAAAAUCGGACUGAGUGUGCGAUUUCCGACUCAGAGUUCUCCGACAUUGUUUGAGAACAUUUCCUUGGAUGGACAACAAGUGUCCUCCGCCGCUACUGUGGUCUCGUCGAUCAACAACCACGAGUAUAGAACAGUCGUACACAAGAGUGCCAUUGAAAACCUCACCUGGGCGAGAGCAGUUGUCAAAGUCUCUGGACAUGUUGUAUAUGAGGGCAGCGAGCAUCUACCAUUCGACGUGCGAGUUUACCUCUACUCCGAUGCGCAGCCGCUUAAAGUCGUCUUCUCGUUCAUCCAUGACCUGCACCCCGAGGAACCGUUGAACUCACUCGGUCUCAGAUUCUCGGUACCAUUUCGCGGUAUCGAGCACUACAACCGCCACAUUCGCUUCAUAGGUCCCACAGGAGGGAUUCUGAGGGAAGAAGUGCAAGGCCUAUCAGGGUUGUGGCAUGGCCCUAGCAUGCAAAAUCGCAUCGACCAGACCGCCGGAAGAACCGUGACCCUUACAGAUGCCCCAUGGCUAUCUUCUGUUCCGUCCUGGAACGACUAUACCCUCAGUCAGCUAUCCCCCGAUGGAUUCACGCUAAAGAAGCGAACGAAACAAGGCCGUUCAUGGGUGAAGGUGACAGGAGGGAGCAGAUAUUCCGGCAUUGCAUACAUUGGCUCCGCACAGCGCGGUGGCCUGGCAGUGGGUAUGACCAAUUUCUGGGAGCAGUACCCCACCCAAAUCGAUCUGAGCAAUUUGACCACCGACAAAGCAUCAACAACGAUAUGGAUGUACUCACCUCUAGCAGAACCGCUGAAUACCCAUCCAUACCACGACGGACUCGGUCUGGACACCUACGAGGAACAACUCAAGGCACUCAAGGCCACAUACGAGGACUACGAGCCCGGCUUCGGUACAGCCAACGGGAUCGGUCGAACGGCAGUCUUCUUCCUUCGACCAUACAGCAACGGGACCCCAUCUGACAGCGACCUAAGCGCAUUUUCAGCUCUAGUCCGUGACCCCCCUCGCUUGCUCCCCACCUCAGAGACCAUAUACAAGGCUGGCGUGUUUCACGGCACAUGGGCCCCGGACACUCGCCUCCUUGGCCUCAGCCCCACAGCCACUGAACUAAACAUCGAACAUAAUCUGAAUACCCUAUUCACCCACUACCAGCGCCAGGUCGAGCAACACCGCUGGUACGGCUUCUGGGACUACGGCGACGUGCAGCACACGUACGACCCCCACCGACACGCGUGGCGCUACGACGUCGGGGGGUUUGCCUGGGACAACAGCGAGCUGUCCACAGACCUAUGGCUAUGGCUGUAUUUCCUGCACUCCGGGCGAGCGGAUGUCUUUCGGAUGGCCGAGGCCAUGACCCGCCACACGAGCGAAGUGGACGUGUACCAUUCCGGCCGCUUCAAGGGUUUCGGAACGCGUCAUGGGGUGCAGCAUUUCAGCGACAGUUGCAAACAGCUCCGGAUCUCCAACGUGCUGUAUCGACGGUUCUACUACUAUUUGACCGGGGACGAACGAACGGGAGUCCUGAUCGCCGAGCUUCAGGACUGCCAGCAUGCGCUGCUGGGACUCGACGCCCAUCGGAAAGUCCAGCAGCACGGCGCGAUUUCGGAAGGAUUUGCACUGACGGACAUCUGUCUUGACGGGGGCGCGUUAGCAGCGUCGUGGCUUACCGCAUGGGAGAGACGGGAGCCGGGAUGGACGGAGGGUAGAGAUCGUCUGCUGAAAAUGCUUGAGGGCAUCGCAAACCUAGAAUAUGGGAUCGCUACGAAGGCAAUUCUACUCCACACGAAGACGGGAGAAGUGCGCACAUGUCCGCCUCCCACGCGACCGUAUGCCAUCUCGCACUUGUCGAUGCUAUUCGGCUUCCCGGAACUGGUAUCGGAGCUCGUCGACUACGCUGAAAGCGAACAUCCAGCGGCCGUGGAUGCGUUCCUGAAGGCUUACCUGACAUAUUGUCGGUCUUACAACGGCGGGGCGGAUGUUCAGCGCGAGGAGUACGGCUUCGAGUUCCCUGCUACAGCCACAUGGCGACAGAGCCACUCUACACUAACUGCUUUCGCGGCGAGACGCGGUGAUGACGCCGAAAUAGCCCGCGCAGCUUGGCAACAGUUCUUCGAAACGGAUGGGUAUACCAAAGACCACCAAUGGACAGUGACGCCGACCGCGGCGCCAACCUAUUUCUCCGAGGGUGAGGAGGCGCCCUGGAUUACGACAAACGAGGCAGCACGGUACGGUGUGUCGGCUAUAUUCAAUCUUGCGAACAUUCGCAAGUACCUCGACUAG
Messenger RNA from Aspergillus brunneoviolaceus CBS 621.78, 2601 nucleotides. Its product is annotated as polysaccharide lyase family 26 protein. Lineage: Eukaryota; Fungi; Ascomycota; Eurotiomycetes; Eurotiales; Aspergillaceae. Bases 1 to 2601 code for a protein of 866 amino acids. The transcript has a single exon. The record is from RefSeq and is a predicted model, not a curated record.